CCUGGCUUCCCGGGGGGUUAUCUCCGGGGUGGAGUCCGCAGUGCACCGGUCACCCGAGGCCCAGGUGCCCUCGCUCACCUCGCUGACUCCAUCCUCCUUCCACCUCCUCCCCCGGGUCCCGCGUCCCUCGGGGCCUGGCCAGCCGGGGGCCACUCCGCCCUACACUGCGCGCUCAUUGGCCACCCGGGGCCUGCCCUGUCUCCAUAAAUGCAUGGUCCCCGGGAAUACGGCAUGGAGAGGGACAGGAGGAAACCACGGCACCAGCAGCAUCUCUUCUACCCUCCGUGACACCUCACCCCGCUGCUCCCGACCCUAGAAGUCAGACCGCAGACCAACAGGCGGACUCACAGCCUUCUUCCAAAAGACACCCAAAGCCCACGGCCACAGUCCUCCAGCCCCUGCGGCCAGCGCAAGGCGGGCACCCGCUCCCGGAGGCUGCCGCACGGUGCCGCGUGGAGCAUCCUCGCCGAGGUCCUUUCUGCUCCCCGCCCCUCCUCGGCCCCUUCUAUCACACCUGCGGGUCCUCUUUGCCUCUUUCCCAGAAUCAUCAAGCCCCCAAAUCCCGCCAGUACCUCUUGCCAACCAACCUUGCCCUGCCCAGUCCCUGCGCCACCCCUCGCGCCGGGCCCCCAGCGCUGCCAUGAGUUCCCCCAUCAGCAAGAGCCGCGCCCUCGCUGCCUUCCUGCAGCAGCUGCGCAAUCUGGGGCAGCCGCCGCGACCGGUGACUUCUAAGGCGUGCGCACCCCCUCGGCCGCGGGAGGUGCCCCUCUGCCCGGUGAUGGCACCUGGCGAGACGCAGAGCGCGGCGGCCCUGCCCGGCCCCACCAACUGGCCGCUGCUGGGCAGCCUGCUGGAAAUCCUCUGGAAAGGGGGGCUCAAGAAACAACACGACACCCUGGCCGAGUACCACAAGAGGUACGGCAAGAUUUUCCGCAUGAAACUGGGUUCCUUCGACUCGGUGCACCUGGGCUCGCCGUGCCUGCUGGAGGCGCUGUACCGCACCGAGAGCGCGUACCCCCAGCGGCUGGAGAUCAAGCCGUGGAAGGCCUACCGCGACCACCGCGAAGAAGGCUACGGGCUGCUCAUCCUGGAAGGUGAAGACUGGCAGAGGGUCCGGAGUGCCUUUCAAAAGAAACUAAUGAAACCGGUGGAAAUUAUGAAGCUGGACAACAAAAUCAAUGAGGUCUUGGCUGAUUUUAUGGUUAGAAUGGAUGAGCUCUGUGAUGAAAGGGGCCGCAUGGAAGACUUGUACAGCGAACUGAACAAAUGGUCAUUUGAAAGUAUCUGCCUUGUGUUAUAUGAGAAGAGAUUUGGGCUCCUUCAGAAGAAUGCAGGGGAUGAAGCCCUGAACUUCAUCAUGGCCAUCAAAACAAUGAUGAGCACGUUUGGGAAGAUGAUGGUCACUCCAGUCGAGCUGCACAAAAGCCUCAACACCAAGGUCUGGCAGGCCCACACGCUGGCCUGGGACACCAUUUUCAAAUCAGUCAAAUCUUGCAUCGACCACCGGCUAGAGAAGUAUUCUCAACAGCCGAGCGCAGAUUUCCUCUGUGAUAUUUACCACCGCAAUCAGCUUUCAAAGAAAGAACUGUACGCUGCCGUCACGGAGCUCCAGCUGGGCGCCGUGGAAACGACAGCAAACAGCUUAAUGUGGAUUCUCUACAAUUUAUCCCGUAAUCCCCAAGUGCAACAAAAGCUUCUUGAGGAAAUUCAAAGUGUUUUGCCUGAGAAUCAGAUGCCACGGGCAGAGGAUUUGAAGAACAUGCCAUAUUUAAAAGCCUGUCUGAAAGAAUCUAUGAGGCUCACCCCAAGUGUGCCAUUCACAACUCGGACUCUGGACAAGGCAACGGUUCUGGGUGAAUAUGCUUUACCCAAAGGGACAGUGCUGAUGCUAAAUACCAAGGUAUUGGGGUCCAGUGAAGACAACUUUGAAGAUGCAAGUCAGUUUAGACCCGAACGUUGGCUUCAGGAGAAGAAAAAGAUUAAUCCUUUCGCGCACCUUCCGUUUGGCAUCGGGAAAAGAAUGUGCAUUGGUCGCCGGUUAGCGGAGCUCCAGCUCCAUCUGGCUCUCUGUUGGAUCGUCCGCAAAUACGACGUCGUGGCCACAGACAACGAGCCCGUGGAGAUGCUGCACUUGGGCAUCCUGAUGCCCAGCCGGGAGCUCCCCAUCGCGUUCCGCCAGCGCUGAGCCGCCCCAGAUUUUUUUUUUCCACCAAGACCAAGAGCAGCAAUUUUUACUCUCCUACAAGAAUGGUGCUUCUGGCUUCUGCAUUACUGGAAAGCAAACUUCAAAAACUACAGCAUGCAACAGCGUAUAAAGAACAUCUGGGCCCAGGUGUUUGCAUUCUUUCUUGUGUACCAUUGUUCCAGAAGCUGUACUGUCUGUCUAAAUGAUGAUGUUUGUUAAGAUCUUAUCCAACUCAGGGAAGCAGAUUGAG
Molecule: messenger RNA, 2435 nt
Organism: Microcebus murinus (gray mouse lemur)
Lineage: Eukaryota; Metazoa; Chordata; Mammalia; Primates; Cheirogaleidae
Gene: CYP24A1
Product: cytochrome P450 family 24 subfamily A member 1
Biological process (GO): glucocorticoid biosynthetic process; cholesterol metabolic process; C21-steroid hormone biosynthetic process
Cellular component (GO): mitochondrial inner membrane
Molecular function (GO): iron ion binding; heme binding; oxidoreductase activity, acting on paired donors, with incorporation or reduction of molecular oxygen
Source: RefSeq, a predicted model, not a curated record